GAGAGAAGUGAGCGGUUCCAGGUAUAUUAGGAAGCGAAAUUCGACGGGGCUGGUGACAGAAAAAUAACCGUACUGCCAAUAAGGAGAGCAUGGAGAAGAAACAGGACGCAUGUUGAUAAAAGACCAGUUUAUUUUGCUCCUUAGCCCUGUCGCCUCAAUAGACGGAGAUGACAGUAAGACGAGGGGCGGGGCAGGCGCCCACGGAAAUCCGGGCACUUUUAUUUCCAGUGGGUGGACGUCACCGGAGAGCGGAAUAAAGAACACAAGGCACUUCCGAUUACUCCGGAAGUGAAGACUCCUAAGCUCCUCCGCCGGCGGAGGGCCAGGUUGAAGGGAUGGCCGGGCGGACGGCGCGGCUGGUACUGCUAGCUGGGGCAGCCGCGCUAGCAAGCGGCUCCCAGGGCGACCGCGAGCCAGUGUACCGCGACUGCGUGCACCGGUGCGAGGAGCGGAACUGCUCGGGGGGCGCACUGAGGCACUUCCGCUCCCGCCAGCCAAUCUACAUGAGUCUAGCAGGCUGGACCUGUCAGGACGACUGUAAGUAUGAGUGUAUGUGGGUCACUGUUGGCCUCUACCUCAAGGAAGGUCACAAAGUGCCUCAGUUCCAUGGCAAGUGGCCCUUCUCCCGGUUCCUGUUCUUCCAAGAGCCAGCUUCUGCCAUGGCCUCUUUCCUCAACGGUUUGGCCAGCCUGGUGAUGCUCUGCCGCUACCACACGUCCGUGCCGGCCUCCUCCCCCAUGUACCCCACCUGCGUGGCCUUCGCCUGGGUCUCCCUCAAUGCUUGGUUCUGGUCCACAGUCUUCCACACCAAGGACACCGACCUCACAGAGAAAAUGGAUUACUUCUGUGCCUCCACCGUCAUCCUGCACUCCAUCUAUCUGUGCUGUGUCAGGACUGUGGGGCUGCAGCACCCGGCCGUGGCCAGCGCCUUCCGGGCCCUCCUGCUGCUGCUGCUGACCGCGCACGUCUCCUACCUGAGCCUCGUCCGUUUCGACUAUGGCUACAACCUGGCGGCCAAUGUGGCUAUUGGCCUGGUGAACGUGGUGUGGUGGCUGGCCUGGUGCCUGCGGAACCGGCGGAGGCUGCCGCACGUGCGCAAGUGCAUGGUAGUGGUCCUGCUGCUACAGGGCCUGUCCCUGCUUGAACUGCUCGACUUCCCGCCUUUCUUCUGGGUCCUGGAUGCCCAUGCCAUCUGGCACAUCAGCACUAUCCCCGUCCACGUCCUCUUCUUCAGGUGGGUGCUUCUCCCCGCCCACUGGGCACCUUCUUUGUGCCCAUCCUCACCUGCUCCUUGGAGGAGACCGAGGCCUCGCCCCCUGCGGGCUUGCCUAUACUCACCCCCACGGGGUGCUUUCAAAGCCAGACCUCAGUGGGCUCCUCCCUCUGCCCACAGCUUUCUGGAAGAUGACAGCCUGUAUCUGCUGAAGGAAUCAGAGGCCAAGUUCAAGCUGGACUGAAGGCCCUGGGAGCGGUCUGCCCCACUGGGGAUCCUGCCCUCUCCCUGCUGGCUCCCCUUCUCCCCAUAAUCCUUGAGAUGAUUUUUUCCUUUUAACAUCUUGAACUUGGACAUGAAGGGUAUGGGCCCAGAAUCAUGUAACUGCCCAUCCCCUUGCUCGCCCCCACAUGGCCCUCACAGGUACUCGGAGUCUGUUCAGGCUUGGCCUGUCAGCAUCUGGGGUUGGAGAAGGGUUCCGGGAGAACUGACGUGGAACUGCGUUCUUAGCUCCACUGAGAGGAGAGCUGCCUCUGCCUCUCCGUCAGCCUCUUCCCUCACCGCCUGGGUGGUUCCCACAGCUGUCUGUCCAGCUGGGAGACCAGGUUCCACAGGCCUUUGGGGACACAGUGGGGCCCCUUCCAUUACCCCCUGUCCUCCUUCAGGGCACCACUAGGUGGCACUAGACUCUUGCUCUUUGGCUGCCCAAGUUCCAAGGCAGGUCUCCUCCCCUUGGGAUCUUGACGAACCAAGCUGCUGGGAUUGGGCAGUGGUCUCACCAGGACUGUUGUCUCAGCCAGAUCCCCAGGAGCCUGCACGUGAGUGUGUAAGGGAGCGAGAACUAGACUGAGAGCAUUGGGCAUUGGACUCAGCGCGUGGGAUGCUGGGUGGGAUGGUGUAUGAGCCUGUGUGGAGAGUGGGGUGGGACGGGAGUGGUUUGAAAGUGUGUGUUGCAAGACGAGCGGGGGAGUGUGGGUCAGGGCAGUAUGCAUAGACUGGGUGUGAGGUGGGUGUGAGUGCGGUGAGUGUACCACGCAGUGGGGGGAGGUUGGAGAAAAAUGGGGGAUCAAGUUACCACCACCAUCUAUCUAUUGAGCACCAGCUCCAGGGCCCCAGGCCAGGCAGGGAGCCAGGAUAUCCUCAAGGUCUGGCUCGGCGGGGUACGGGUGUCCAGGCUGCAUGUGGGUGUCCCUGUCCAUGGCCCCCACUUUACAGUCCACCUCCAAAUCUCAGAGGACCCACGCACAACUCAGAUCACCCUCCAGAACCAGCCUCUCGGGAGGCAGAGGGAGGAAGGGAUCGUGGGGGCCUCUCCAGCCUUUCUGUCACCAAGGCUUUGUUGCCCCCCCCCCCAGUGCCCUACCUGCUAAGCCCCUUUGUCACAGCCUGGACCUUGGGAAGGGGGGGCAAUCUGAGGGAGUAGGGGGAGAAGGCCUGUGGCUGGGUCCGGUUUCUGGCCUUCCCAGAGGCAGGCAGGGGCCACCCUGUAUCUGCACCCCGGUAAAGGUGACCCCUGCUAGUAGCCAGCGGCCCGAACACGUUCCUGCUCCACAAGGAUAGAAUGUGGGGCUCCAGAAACUUUCCAUCCAAAGGCAGUCUCUGCGAUUGGAGCAGGGAGCCUGGAUUCUUACUCUUUCCCUGCCCCCUUGUCCCUCCCUGUGGUGUAGAGGUGCUAUGCUAGGACUCCAACCUCAGACUUGGGUGGCCCAUGUUUCUUUUGAUACUGAGAACUAUUUUAAGGUAGGAGGAUAGCAAGGGACAUUCUUAAUAAACCAAUUCUCAGCCUCACCUACCCUUGUUCAGCUCAUCUG
Messenger RNA from Zalophus californianus (California sea lion), 3024 nucleotides. It is a transcript of the gene PGAP3, whose product is annotated as post-GPI attachment to proteins phospholipase 3. NCBI's taxonomy places the organism in Eukaryota, Metazoa, Chordata, Mammalia, Carnivora, Otariidae. The coding region runs from base 336 to 1457 and encodes 373 amino acids. Gene Ontology annotation, biological process: GPI anchor biosynthetic process. Gene Ontology annotation, cellular component: endoplasmic reticulum membrane. Gene Ontology annotation, molecular function: hydrolase activity, acting on ester bonds. The record is from RefSeq and is a predicted model, not a curated record. The transcript has 7 exons.